Molecule: messenger RNA, 648 nt
Organism: Metarhizium robertsii ARSEF 23
Lineage: Eukaryota; Fungi; Ascomycota; Sordariomycetes; Hypocreales; Clavicipitaceae
Exons: 2
Coding region: 1-648 (215 amino acids)
Source: RefSeq, a predicted model, not a curated record
AUGGAUCUUCAGCGCCUAACAUCAAACUUCUUGAUUGGAAUAUUGGAUUAUAUUCUGCGACCAGAACCCCGACCGCCUUUCGAAGACCACCUAGAAUUACUGAUAUUCCAUUUUAACCGCUGUCGCAACCUAGAAUUUACGGUGAUACACGACGUGGACGUUGUUUUUGUCGAGAUUCUUCGAACCGCCAAAGUACUGGAUGACGGUCUUCGGUCUAAACUCAAUGGCUUAGUCAAUCUUCGGCGACCAGUAGAAUUCAUACUUGACGAUACCCAACGUAUCAUGCACCGCCUCUCCAUCAACAUUGAUGCGUACUACCUUGGUAGGAACCCUGCUUAUACGGGCCCGGUAAUGACAAAACUCUUGACUGAGGUCAGUGAGAUUGCAAAGGCUGUUUUCAAAUUUAACACGGAAGACCUUUACUCUUGUACGGGGCUCUACGAAAUUGUCGCCGUUGGUUUAUUAGUCCGUCUCCGCAUCUCCUUCACUUCUAUAUUUGGCUUUAAGGAACUUCCGCAGUUUGAUCUCCAAGGCAUCACAGUCUAUCAACUUGGAGUGCUGUGGCGUUCUGAUUUCGCCGAUUUCAUUCCCAAAGGCUCAGUCUCCUUGUUCUUUUCGAGUAUUGAGUCAAUUCAAGAUCCGGCGUAA